AUGAGCAAUAGAGAUGAAUUUAAGGCACAAAAUAGUCAAUUUAAUUUGACUAAGGUGGUGGUGGUGCAUUGGGAUUGUACAGAGCAGAAAAUUAUGGCAAGGAUUUAUUGCAUUAAUAAUAUUUGCUGCAAAAAGAUUUUGUGUGACCCUUGUUCCCCUCUUAUGCUUUACCAAAUCUUGGGAGAAUUUGUGGGUGGUUGUGUUAACUGGUUAGCACUUAAAAAUAUGAAUGGUCCUGAAUAUCAAUGGGACAAUGUUACUCUCGAGCAGCUGGUAAUUGCUUCCCUUGACAUGAGUACGGAGGAGUAUACAUAUAUGUUACUUCCUGAGGGUGUAACCGAGGUGCCUCAUUUUGAGCCAGUUCUCGGGGUUCUAGGAAACCACAUGUGCCUUUUUCAUGACCAUAAUAGAACCCAUUUUGUUGUGUGGAAAAUGAGAGAGUAUGGAGUACGAGAAUCUUGGACUCGAUGGAUGAGUAUCAGUUAUGAGAAUCUUCGAUGUGAAGGAUUUUUGUAUAGGCCUGUGCCAAUGUUCUUGUCUGAAGAUGGUAACAUCCUUUUGCUCGCACUAAAUGAGGACUUGGAGUUUAUCAAGUAUAAUAUAAGAGAUGAUAAUAUAGAGUAUAUUUCAAAUCCUAACGAGGAAAUUUGGUUGGAGGCUAUUGGUUAUGUUCAGAGUCUGGUUUUUCCUUGUCAAGACUAA
Molecule: messenger RNA, 702 nt
Organism: Lotus japonicus
Lineage: Eukaryota; Viridiplantae; Streptophyta; Magnoliopsida; Fabales; Fabaceae
Product: F-box/kelch-repeat protein At3g06240-like
Exons: 2
Coding region: 1-702 (233 amino acids)
Source: RefSeq, a predicted model, not a curated record